UGAUGUUUUUUACUUUAGUCUACUUUCUCCCACAUCGUUCUCUCCUCUCCUUCAUCAUCAAACCAUUUUUUUUUUUUAUUUAAUAUCGCCUUUGCAUUUCUCUAUCCGCUCUCAAAGACGGUGAGGCCAGAGCCGAUCGGGUUCUUCUGCGCCGCACUUUGGUGUUUGAUUGCAGAGUCAGAUGGCUGUGUCAAUUAGGAACAAAAGCACAAGCCUGUUACGGUUAGCACAAGAGAGAGCAGCAUCGAAGAAGGUGGAAGAAGACCACAAGAAGCAAGAAGAUAUUGCAGUGCCAUGUCUUUCUAAAGAUUGCAUUUGGAAUAUUCUCAUUCGGCUGCCUAUAAAUUCUCUUCCACACUCAAGGUUUGUGUGUAAGUCAUGGUACGACAUAAUUAACAGUCCCACUUUCAUUGAUGCCCACCUUCAUCGCUCUCAAACCGUUUUGAUCUUUCUGUGUUUUCAACAUAGAAGAUCACUCUCUUCUGUCAAAUCAGUUCCAAAUACUUUUUCAGUUGAAUCCAGUUUUCUUCCGACAAAAUCUGGUUCUAUCUUUGGGGAGCCCACUGUCAGCUCCAAAUCAAUAUUUUACAUGGGUUUCAUGGAAUUCAAGAAUGGAAAAUGUCAGAUGGGAGAAUACAAUAUAACUUGCUCGGGAAACAUUAGAGGUACAUGCAAUGGUCUAGUUUUACUUGAUAACAAACUGAAGAAAGGAGGACUGUUGGUCAUGAAUCCUGUGACAAGGAAGAUCAUUGCUCUACCUCUUGGUACAAUAUCUUCUCCCCAUAAUGAUUCUUAUGGCUUUGCAUUUAUUAAUGCCACAGGUGAUUAUAAGGUGGUACACUUGUUUAGGGAUAUGUUGGGAUACAUUAAUUGUGAGACACUAUAUCUGGGAACAAGAGUUUGGAGAGAGGUGAAUGGACCCACUUUUGGACUGUUUGGUUGGUUAGGAAACAAUCCCGUUUCAGCAAUUGACGCAUUGCAUUGGAUUCCUGAAAUUGAUCGCAGUGAUUACCUCGUUUCCAUGGAAAUGGAAAAUGACAAGUUCACUACAAUUGCUCUCCCCCAAAGCUGUCAAAAAUACGAUGGGAUUAUUGAAAUGGGUGGUUUUCUAUGUUUUGUAACUCAUGAGGAACUCAACGUAGAUGUUUGGAUCUUGAAAGGUUUAUGUGGGGAGGUUUGGACAAAGCAGCAUUGCAUCACAAGAGGUUGCAUACUUGACAUGGUUCCCCUUUUGAGUCUAGGAGUUAGUGGAGAUAUAAUUUUCAAGAGGGAUGAAGAUGGUUCCCUUUAUAUCUAUAACUUCGAACUCCAAGAGUUGAGAAAGAUUGAGAUGGAAGCGGCUGGUCUCCUGCAAUCAAAUUUGUACAUGCCUCAUGUCAACAGCCUUGUUUCAUGGAAAUGAAGGAGUUGUACACUAUUGACUUGCCCUUUGAUAAGUCAUAUGAAGCUGUUUUAUAUGCAUCACUAUUGAUAAUAUAAGUAAUAAUUAAUGUGGAUAUCACUUGUUGUUUAUAGUAAUUCUCUGGGUUAUGGUAAGACUGCUUCAACAACUACUUGUCUUGAAACGCACUCUGGAUUGGUUGGUUGGAUUGGUGUAUGGUUGUAUAAUACCUAAAUGCUCUUUAUCAUCUAUUUUUAAAUCUAAUGAUGCAUUUUGCAUUUAUGUUUUAA
Carica papaya (papaya) is the source of this 1671-nucleotide messenger RNA. RefSeq names its product F-box/kelch-repeat protein At3g23880-like. Lineage: Eukaryota; Viridiplantae; Streptophyta; Magnoliopsida; Brassicales; Caricaceae. The record is from RefSeq and is a predicted model, not a curated record. Gene Ontology annotation, molecular function: protein binding.